AUGACUUUGGCAAAGGACAAUUCAUUAGAAAAAGCUUAGGUAAUCAUCAAGAAACUUACUCAGGAAGUAUAUAGCAUCAUUAUUAAAUCAUAUAACCCUUAGUGUGAGAAAUCUCAAAAGCAAUUGCUUAAUUACGAGGAAUAGAUAUCAACACUCAAGCAAUAAUCAAGAAGUCUCAAGAAUGAAAAUCUUCAGCAGUAAAAGCAGAACAAUGAGUAGAAUACCAUGUUAAAGCAAAUAGAGAAGCUUACUGAAUAGCUCAAAGAUAAGGAAAGACUGUAUGAUCAAGCAUUGAUCUAGUCUUAAAAAAUGAUAAACAGCGAUAAACAGAAGUUAUAUGAGGUCACUCAGGAAUUUCAGAGCCUUUAAAACUAGCAUAAAGUGCUGGCAGACCACUUUUCAAAGCAAGAGUCUAAGCACGAUGAAGCGACUCAUUAGCUAGUAGAUUUCCAAACAUAGCUAAUAUAGUUAGAUUCUGAACAUAAAUCUAUCUUAAAGCAGAUGCAAUAACUUAAAGAGGACUACGAGCAAAAAUUAAAGGAGAAGUAGUAAGAAAUAUAAAUGGUUUAAGACUAAGCUAAGAACCAGAUUAGAUCUAUAAUCUAACAAUAGUAAGCUCAGUAAGAGAUACUGCCUUUUGCUUCUGCCAGAGAAUACAUUUUUAAUCAAACUCAGCCACAAAGAAUCAACAAUGCUUUAGCUGGAAAUAAUUAGAAAAAUUAAAAGUCCAAUGAUGUCCUUAAAAAAGCAAUUUUAAUUGAUAAGGAAAUGUCUAAGAUAAAUAAGGAAAAUAGAUCCUAGUCAAGAGGAGCAACAGCUAAUAAAGGAAAAAAAAGUGUUAAGCGUAAUGAAUUGCCUAAUGAAAAGAGUGAUGUUGGUGGGGUUUAGAUUUAAGAGAGUGUUAAAGAAAAGAAAUAAAAAAAGUUAAGAUUUUAAUCCCCUGAGAAAAUAAUUGAAGAAUUACCUGAGGCAGAUAUUAGAAACUCUGUCACACCUCUAAUUCUUUGGCUUAAAAAGUAGCUUCAAAAGGCAUGGGAACGCGAAUUCAAAGUUAAAACGUUUAUUCAGAAUCUGUCUUCUAUGCAGCAACCUAAAUUAGAAUAUUAACUAAAAGAGUUAAAUAAGUAGUUUGCCAAGAUAAGAGGAGAAGUUGAAAUGUGGCAGAUGCGAGGGGAAGAUCUAGAGACUUAGCUUUUAAGAUGGCAGUAAAAAUGCUGGUCCAUAAAAUAGAUUACUCUUGAAUAGCAGAGAAUGAUCAAAGCAUUAAAAAUGGAAAGAGAAGAGUUAUUUGAGAAUCAAAAGAAAUUCAAAAGACAAGCAGAGUCUUCAUACUCCUUUACUAAAUACGAAUGCAAUAAGUAUGAAUCAGUUGUCUCUCAAUUCAAGAUAAUCUCUGACACCAUUGAAAGCUUUAGAGUGCAAACUAAUUAGUACGAAGAAUUAAAAACUAGAGAAAGAUCUUUAAUCAAUGAUCUGGAUCAGUAGCAGCUUUUAAUAAGACAACUUAAAUUUGAUCAUGAAAAUGCUAUAAGAGAACUUAUGGACUUAAAAGAAAAGCAGACUUUAUAUAAAACCACUCAUGAUUCAGAAAAUGAAAAAACAUAGUAUGCAUUUAGUAUAAUAAUGAAAAAACUUAAGAUCAAUGACUUGACAUCUUCUCAUGCCUAUUCAUUCAAAGAAAAAAUAACGGAAGACUUAGACAAGAUACUUUUGAAUCUCGAUUACAUAGAUCAUCAAGAUAAGCAAUUAACCUAUAAGAUUCAAGAUCUUGAGAGACAGCUCUCUGACUAAAGGGAAAAGUUUGAAAUUGAGUAGAGUACUCUAAAAGUUAGAAUGGAUAAGCUUCAGGAUGUCAAUAAUCUAUUGAAGGAGGAAUCUGAUAAAAAUAAUGAUAGGCUGGCAACAGAAGCAUAUGAAAACUAAAAGAGACUUGAAACUGAGAACGAAGACUUAAAUCAUUAAAUUUAAUGGUUCAAAGAGACCUAUCAAUAAAGACUGGAUAAAGUUUUGGAAUAUGAUGACUCAAUUGAUAGAGAUCUUGAUUAGUACAGAGAUUAAGAGUGCGUCUUUGCUGGUCAAUCAAAUUAUAGGAGUCGUAGUAAUAGUCAGAAUAGAACUAAUAUAGGUCCUUAACCAUCUUAAUCUUUUGAAAAAAGGCAUGCUCCUCUUCGAAAUGUUUCGAAAGACUAUUCAAUCUAAUAGAUGUAGUUCUUAGAAAAGCAAAGAAAUGACCUUAUCAUGCAAGCAUUUUCUGUUAUAAAAGAUCAAAUUUUUGAUCUUGUUGCUCAGAUGCGUUAAAGCUCUUUUGAAGUAACUUCUGUUCACAGUAAAUGUGAUUAAUUUAUGAAGGAGUUAAUGAGAGACUCCCAUCCUCAGUAAUCUUAUCAUAAUAACUAACCUUAAGAUCCCUUUGAUAAAUUUUUCAAAAUAUCAUAGGACUUUCUAUAUCUUAUCAAGGAUUAUAUCGAAGACCAUAGUUAAGCUAUUAAGUAGUAGCAAGAGAUUGAAGAAUAAAAAGAUUACCAAAGAUAACUUCAAGAAGCUGAAUUCAAAAGAAGGAUAGCAUAAGUGCUUCAAGUUUUGAAAAGUAGCUCACUCAAAGCUGGAAAAGCAGAUAGAGAUUUGUAGGAGCUAUUUGAUUAUCAGACCUACAUGAUAGAGGAAAUAUCGAAUAAAUUGUUCAAUAAAGAUCUUACGAAGAGUUAAAAUGCAAAUCUCUUUAUUGAUUCUCUGGCUGAGGACUAGUAGAAGUUCUAGCAGAAUAUGAUCCAUCUUAUUGGAGACUUCAACUAUACUCUAGACAGACUACUAUAGAAUCUAAGAGGUUUAUAAGAACUUGAACCUUCAAAAGAAAGCAUAGAAGAGCCAAUUAAUAUUUUGUAAAAAAGUUAAUAAUCUUCGGUGAUAGUAAUCAAAGAGGAACUUAUGAGGAUAUACGAAAAAUCUCAUAAAGUAUUAGAGAAUGGCUUUUAACUUCAUGGAGUAGCCCUUUAUAUUAAUAGCUAAGAUGAGUUAUAGAGGCAUUCUUUCAGAAUUAUAAAGAAUCUGAAAGAGCACUUCACAAAGAUAAAAGGAUCAUUUGUCAAGAAAAUGAAUCAAGACAUUGACUAUUAUAUCAAUCAAAAGCAAAAUCAAAGUGAACUAUAAUUCGUUAGUUCAGAAUAGUAUCGAUAGAUCAUCAAUAAACUGAGGCAGGAAAUUUUGGAAUUAAAGUAGAAUGAAUAGUUCCUAAAGAAGCUGACUGAGGAGAUUGAAUGUCUGAAAGAGUCUCUAGACAACUUUGACAUUGAGCUCAUUGAGCAGUGCUUGGUAAAUAAAAAUAUAGAUUUCUUAAAGAGUCCGAUGACUUAUUAAAUUCUUUCUGAGCAGAUUGGAUCUGUGAUGAGGGAAGCUAAGUCAAUCAAAGAUGACAGUUAAGAUGAAAAUAGUAAAAUAAGAAGAAAUCUCUCAAAGGUUAUAUUUGAUUUGGUACUAGAAAAUAGUAAAUUCAGAAAGUUACUUAACAAACUCAACAAAAUCAUAAAGUACCUUUGA
Molecule: messenger RNA, 3534 nt
Organism: Stylonychia lemnae
Lineage: Eukaryota; Ciliophora; Spirotrichea; Sporadotrichida; Oxytrichidae
Source: the annotation of a GenBank genome assembly